Cyphellophora attinorum is the source of this 1383-nucleotide messenger RNA. RefSeq names its product Vacuolar cation/proton exchanger 5. The coding region runs from base 1 to 1383 and encodes 460 amino acids. Gene Ontology annotation, molecular function: calcium:proton antiporter activity. NCBI's taxonomy places the organism in Eukaryota, Fungi, Ascomycota, Eurotiomycetes, Chaetothyriales, Cyphellophoraceae. The transcript is spliced from 2 exons. Gene Ontology annotation, cellular component: fungal-type vacuole membrane. The record is from RefSeq and is a predicted model, not a curated record. Gene Ontology annotation, biological process: intracellular calcium ion homeostasis; calcium ion transmembrane transport.
AUGGCCAACAAUCAGAGUCCCGACGAGAGUCGCCCACUCCUGAGCAACGGUCAUGGCACGGAUGGACAAGAGCACGAAGAUGCCGGAUUUUUGACGAUUCACCACGAAGGCGAGUCUCAUCGCUCAGGAUUUCACCCGCAGCAUUUUCUACGGAUCACCUGGCGCUCCUCAUGCACGGCAAGCAAAUACGUCAAUGUGCUCUGGCCAUUUGCCAUCAUAGCCAUCGUCCUCAAAAUUGCUGUCCCACAUGCCGGUCUAUGGAUCUUCGCGAUGUCCUAUAUCGCCAUGGUCCCUGCGGCCAACCUCGUUGGCUUCGCUGGUCAGGAGCUCGCCCGCAAGCUGCCUAAGGUCGCUGGCAUUCUUAUCGAGACUGCCUUUGGCGGCAUCGUGGAGAUAGUGCUCUUCAUCGUCCUCAUCGCGAAGCACAAACCCAACCAGGAAGGCGAGAACGGUGACGAGGGCAACCUCGUCCCAGUCAUCCAGGCCGCGAUCCUGGGGAGCAUCCUCACGAACCUGCUCCUCUGUCUUGGCCUCUGCUUCUGGAUUGGCGGCCUACGCCAACAAACUCAAAGCUUCCACGCCGUCAUCUCCGAACGCCUUCUACUCGGCCCUCAAAUCCGAGACCAUCUCCCUCCACAUGCCCUCCACCGGCCUCCUAUCUACGCCGCGAAAUUCACCAAAGAGAAGCUCGACAAUGAUGUCCAGCGCAUCAGCCAAGCGACAUCCAUAAUCCUAAUCAUCGCAUUCGUGGUCUACAUCCUCUACAACGCGCGCAGCCAACACUCGAUCUUUGAUGAAGUCCUCGAAGCCGACGAACACAAGGACGCCGACCAUGCAGAAGACCUCGCGAAAGCGAAGUACACAUUCACCGAAUGCAGCGUUGCGCUCAUCUUCGCUGUCGCCCUCGUCACCAUCCUCGCCUAUUUCCUGGUCGAGGAAAUCGAAGAAGUCGUCGCCGCUGGCGUGCCGGACCAGUUCCUCGGUCUCAUCAUGCUGCCGCUCGUCGAGAAAGCUGCCGAACAUCUGACGGCGAUCGACGAGGCUUGGGAUCACCAGAUGAACUUCGCGCUGUAUCAUUGUUUAGGCCCGAGCAUUCAGACGGCGCUGUUCAAUGCGCCGCUGGUUGUCCUUGUGGGAUGGGCAAUGGGGAAGCCGGAUAUGGAUUUGAAUUUUGAGAUCUUCAUGAUUGCGUUGCUUGUGUUAGCGAUUUUGGCCGUGGCGAAUUUUCUGAGGGAUGGGCAGAGUAAUUAUUUGGAAGGGUUCUUGUUGGUUAUGAUCUAUGCGAUUGUUGCGAUUGCGAGCUGGUUCUAUCCGAAUCCAGAUGUUGCUACGAGUAAUGGCAUUCAGGAGGCUUUGGGGAGCGGGUUUGUGGUUGUCAAAUAG